Molecule: messenger RNA, 4439 nt
Organism: Harpegnathos saltator (Jerdon's jumping ant)
Lineage: Eukaryota; Metazoa; Arthropoda; Insecta; Hymenoptera; Formicidae
Gene: POSH
Product: SH3 domain containing ring finger posh
Exons: 13
Coding region: 293-3046 (917 amino acids)
Molecular function (GO): protein binding; metal ion binding
Source: RefSeq, a predicted model, not a curated record
CCAAGUAGGUGAGUGAGUGAAUGAGCGACUGGGAGGAGGAAAGGGAGCGAGCGGACGAGAGAGUGAGGAAGAGAAAGACGGAAGCGAGGCGCGGCGAAAGAAGAGAGAGCGAGAGACAGUUGGGAGGGUUACAGAUGGGGGAGGGAGUACGUUUCGAUAGAACGAGCGUGAAUGCGAGCGCAGGGUCGACGAGGAAUCCGGAAUAGGUACGACGACCGAGGAGAGGAAAGGAAAGAACGGGUGGUGUUUUUCGUGUGCAGCUCUCCGGUGUCGACCGCGGGGACAGGUCAGGAUGGAUGAAUGUAUGUUGAACGACUUGUUGGAGUGUUCGGUGUGCCUCGAACGACUCGACACGUCCAGCAAGGUGUUGCCUUGCCAACACACGUUCUGCAAGAAGUGUCUGGAGGAGAUCGUGAGCACCCAUCGCGAGCUACGCUGUCCGGAAUGCCGGGUGUUAGUUGACGCCAAGGUGGACGACCUGCCGCCGAACGUGCUGUUGAUGCGUAUCCUUGAAGGAAUGCGCAAUGCUGCACCGAAAAGCGUCAAAUCGUCGUCGUCCCUAUCCUCGUCGAGAUCCGCCACCGCCGCGCCGCAGAGGUUGUUCGGCGGUCAUCAGGUUGCACCAGCACCUAUAGUCACUACCAAUCUCGCACCUGUCGCCGUUGCUUCCGAACCAGUACGACAUUCUAACGCGGUUGCUAAGCAGGCACAUCUGCACAAUCAGGCGUAUGGCAGAGCGAUCUAUGACUAUGUUUCCAAGGUGCCAGGAGAUUUAAGUUUCAAAAAAGGUGAUAUAGUGAUCCUGCGGAAGAAGAUUGAUAACAAUUGGUAUUUUGGAGAAUGUGGCAGUAACCAUGGUGUCUUUCCUCUGUCUUAUGUUCAGGUGAUGACACCUCUGACACCACAUGUACCCCAAUGUAAGGCACUGUAUGAUUUUAGAAUGACUAAUGAUGAUGAAGAUGGGUGUCUAACUUUUAAUAAGGGUGAAGUUAUCAGUGUUAUCAGAAGAGUAGAUGAAAAUUGGGCAGAGGGUAAACUUUUUGACAGGAUUGGUAUAUUUCCAUUGGCCUUUGUGGAGCUGAACAGUGUCGCUAGAGCCUUGAUGAAACUCUCCACCAAUGUACAGCCAGGACCAUCGAGAGUAGCUCCACCCACACCGACGAACGAAGGAACCACGCCACUUAUACCAACCGAUCAUUCACGUAAUGUGCAAACGACGAGCCAGCCGCGACCGCAGUUAGCACAGACCACCGCGUUACCGGUGUCCGAUACUGUAUCAAACGUCUCAUCAGGCGGUAGUUCGACGACCACCACACCAAACACACCCAACAGUUCGACCACGUCCAGCAGUUCCAGCACUGCUCCAAGCAGCCCAGGCAGCCCUGCAACGUCACCGCCUGCGGUCGGCAAUCGCCAUAACGUUAAGCGUCAUAGUUUCACUGCCGUCAAUACAGGUCAUCAUGCUCAUCCCCAUCAUAGACAUAGCGCUGAAAUACUUAGUCCUCCGGUAGACAGUGCCCCUAAUAACGCCAAUAAUAGCGGAGGCAAUGAAUCGUUUUCCCCCUUACAAACCAGCAGCAGCUGCACGGAUCAUAACCUUCGUCACAGACGAAGCGGUAGCAGUGAUCUCGUUCUCGCGCAGCCGUCACAAAGCGUCCCUGCUGCUAAUCAGACUUCCGGCACCGGUACAGCGACGACGCAUCUACCAGCAGCGUACAUAGCGCUAUACCCGUACAAACCUCAGAAAACGGACGAGCUCGAACUGCGUAAGGGCGGUAUUUAUAUGGUGACGGAACGUUGUCAGGACGGAUGGUUCAAAGGAACAUCCAACCGUACGCAGAAGUGCGGAGUUUUUCCGGGAAACUACGUUGCGCCCGCUAAAUGUCAACGUGGAAUAUGCCGCGGCUCUCCAAACUCGCCGAGUCAACACCAAGGCUCACCACUUUCAUCGAACGCAUCCAAUACCGAAUCGCGCUUGGCCAUGACGUACACGAAGAGCAAGGGUCCUGCCCCGCAACCGUACAAUCCUCGUGCUUUACCGCCGCCUGAACUGCCUCCACGUGCUAUCAGCCCGUCAACAACCGUGUCGUCGUCAUCUUGGCAUGGCGGCGGUGGUCAACAGGAACAGGGACCGAAUCAGGAAACCAGUCCGCCCCGGCACAACGAUCAGAAUGCGGCCGCCAACCCGCUUGGGCGCAGCCACAGCGCGGUUAUGACAUCAAAUAUCCCUUCUCCCGGUAAACAAAUUGCAAUGCCGUCUUCGCUGCAGCCGACAGCGGGUAUUAAUGGUGCUAAUAACGGCUGUGCCAGUGUCGCUAUUUCCGUUCCUUCUUCUUCCGCGAGUGACAUGAACAGGAGCCCGAACAACACUUUGCGCGUGGCAGGCGGCAUCGCACCGUCUAACACUCCAGCGACUGUGUGCAGAACUGCAGAGAAGCCGAAAGAGAGGAAAGAUAAGUGCGUCUCCUUGAUGCGGCGUCUGACCAUUAUUAAGAAGUCCAAGUCACCUCCACCCGCUACGUAUUCGAUGGAUAAUCCCGUAUUCGACGAUGGUAAUUCCGUCAAUCCGAUGCACGUCCGAUCGGGGUCCUGCCCAAGUCAAUUGCUGCAGGUGGUACCUACGCAGGAAUUAAACGCUUCAAACAGCCAACACCGCUUAUGUCCAGGCUCUGUGCAGGGGCACGCCACAUCCUCACAGAGACUGAAAUGCAAGGAGAGACCCUCCUUACAACUAUCAGUAGUGCAGAGAUCUGGUGAAUCCGGCGCUAUGGUGUGUCCAACGGUCGGAAACCAUCAUCGCAAAAGCAAUUCUUUAGACGCUGGAAUGGGAAAGCAGACAAAGCAACAACCAUCGCGUGACCGCGAUCGGGUGUACAGAUUUCGUUGUAUCGUGCCGUAUCCACCUAACAGCGAGUUUGAGUUGGAACUUCGCGUGGGUGACAUAAUAUAUGUGCACAAGAAACGUGAUGACGGCUGGUAUAAGGGCACGCAGCAACGCACCGGCCGUACAGGACUGUUCCCGGCGAGUUUCGUGGAAGCUUUCUGAGACCCGACGCAAAGUCGCUUAGUGUUAGAAACGUGUAUAUAACUUGGCGCCCCUUUUCUUUUCAUACAGGUACUACAUUACAUAUUAAGUAUAGACGAGGCUCUCAAGUCGGCAUUAUUGUGUACAUGUAUGCGGGUGCGUGCGCUCGCUCGUGUUUGUUUUAUUGUUGGUUUUCUCACACGGGGAUGUACGUCGGUUUUAAAAUCAUAGCACACGUAUAAUGUACCGUUUAUUCCGAAAUGUACAAUGUAUGAAGGAUGAGGGGGGCAAGCCUAGUUUGUGUUAGCGAAAAAUCAGAAACAAAAUACCAUCUCCGUUCGCGCCGCAAACUUUAAUGAAAUAUAUCAGUAUAUGUCGCAUAUGUAAAUUAAUUGACUGUUGUAAAUUAAAUUAACGAACGGAUGUUUCAUAUGCUGAACGCAGUAGGAAGUUUUAAUGCGCAAAACAAUUCUAUUCCAUGUAUAUAGAAUAUAGACACACGUAAUCUUUACACCACAUAUGUGUGUGUAUAUGUAUAUGAGGAUGUGAAAACAAGUAUAACACGAGAAAAUAAGACAAGAACGUGAUAUCUUUUACGUGCGAUAUCUGAAACUACUCCAAACUGAUACUGCCAUUGUGGUAAUAUAGGGAGAGAAUGUAAUUGUAAUGUGGCGGGUAAGUUCAUUAUAUUUUCAUGCAAGCACGUUACUGCCAUUUAUGAAGGAAACCAGAACGGAUACUGAUUUGUCCAAGUUGUUGGUUUCUAAAGAAAAUCUGUAUGCUUUCUUCUACAGAAGCGCAUAAUAUUAACGUACAAGAGAAAGAAUUGUAUGAUUCGUAUAGCCGUUUGUAAACGGUUUGUAUACAUAUUUUUUUUCUGUCAAAUUAAUAGCGCAUCAGAUGGUCACGAUUGGGGACCACUACUCACGAGCUUGAUAAAAUAAUUAUGACAGAGGUAAUAAAAAAAUGUUUUAUGAAAAAUAGUUCUAAUAGAAACAGUCAAAUAACAGCAUAUGGUGUAAAUAUUGGUUCUUUUUAUCUAUACUUUUAUCUGAUAGAUAAAAAGAUAAUAAAAACAUUAUAUUUCUCCUCAAUCUCCUUUAUUAUAGUUGUGAUGUUGAAUAUCUCUUAUACUAUCACAUUGGCUCCUGUGACUAAUUAUCGUGCGCGUGUGCAAGUUCGUAAAUAACAAAGGACUUGCAAUUAAGACUAUUUGAUGCGCCCUUGAAAUUUCAUCAGGGAGAUGUAUCAUGUACAAACCGUUAGGCAAACAAAUGUAUACUUGGUUUUAAUGCAGUUUCUAUCUUACCUUUUCUUAAUAUAAUUUAAAACGUAACUGGUCUAAUAAGAAAUUUUCUAAAAAUUAAAACCAAGUUCUCAUUGGACCAUUGUUUCAAAUUGCAUCGAAAAAAAA